AUUACAUAGAUGUGGUGUUAAGUUAUAAAAGCAGCCGCUGUCACAUUCUGGGCUGUAGCCAAGCACCCACGCGGAGACCGGACACGAUGAGGCUUGUGCUGAUUUGCUCCCUGGUCCUGCUGGCGUACGCCGCGGCAGCUCCUCAAAAUGCGCAAGCGAUCGCCUACGCGACUGGGGACAAUGCGUCCGCCAGCGCCGUAGCCAUCGCCGGCCCCGCGCCCCCCACGACGCCUGGGGCGUCUACGGCGACCCCUAGCGUGACCACGACAACCCCUGCCGUCACCACGACGACCCCUGCCGUGACCACGACGACUCCAGCCGUGACCACGACGACUCCAGCGCCGACCACGACCACACGAGCAACAAGGAGACCGCGGCCCCGCCGUCCCCCUCCCGAUUAUCCCUACGGCCCCUCUCCUGACUUCGACGGCCCUCCACCGGGUCGUCCUCGUCACCACCGGCGACACAGAUGUGAAGAAGAUGACUAUUUCUAAUUUCCUGACUGAUGCAGCCUGCAGUGGGCCACAGUUCCAGCUGCCCAUUUCCGUUUUUUCUCUCGCUCUCAUUAAAUGGUGAUUC
Ostrinia furnacalis (Asian corn borer) is the source of this 579-nucleotide messenger RNA. Its product is annotated as integumentary mucin C.1-like. The record is from RefSeq and is a predicted model, not a curated record. The transcript has 2 exons. Lineage: Eukaryota; Metazoa; Arthropoda; Insecta; Lepidoptera; Crambidae. The coding region runs from base 87 to 494 and encodes 135 amino acids.